AUGCUGGCUCUCGAAUACUGCACAUUUGCGCUCCUGCUGGCAGGGACAACCACUGCGCACAUUGGACGUGGUGUCCCGCUCGUGUCUGAGAAGCAUGUCGAUCAGCACCAUCGCUUUGAGCGCCUUCAUGCUCGUGAUGGGCCGCCGACUAUGUCCUCAUGGGCUAAGCUCAAGGGUGCCCAGGAAUGCAAGGACUACAGUCUCCCCAGCUCGGCGAAGCUGCAGAAGAUUUAUCCUCAGGGGAAUCAGAUUGCCAAGAUUGUCGAUGGUGACAGUGAGGCGCAGUCCGUUUGGAAGGAGAUUCAGUCCUCCGGGAUUAUUCCUUCUAAUGUGCAAGUCAAGAAAGACACCGACAAUCACAUGGGCAUCGACGAUAAUGGCUACAAUGCCGGAUCGGACCCUGACUGCUGGUGGUCGGCGAGUGGCUGCACGAAGCCCAAGGCGAAAGGGCUGAGUGAGGACCUGUUCGAAUGCCCGGAGCCGCACACUUGGGGCCUUACCUUUGACGAUGGCCCGAACUGUGGCCACAAUGAAUUUUACGACUUUUUGAAAGAUAACCAGCUCAAGGCGACCCUCUUCUACAUUGGUGCCAAUGUGCGCGACUAUCCGCUUCAGGCCCAACGUGGUUUGGCUGAUGGUCAUGACAUUUGCUUGCACACGUGGUCGCACCACUACAUGACGACUCUGUCGAAUGAGCAGGUGUUCGCCGAGCUGUACUAUACGCUGCGCAUCGUCAAGGAUGUGCUGGGUAUUACGACGCGUUGCUGGCGCCCGCCAUUUGGUGAUGUGGAUGACCGUGUGCGUGCGAUUGCCACGGCGCUCGGUCUUCGCACGAUCAUCUGGGACCAGGACACGAACGACUGGGAUAUCAAGCCCGAUGGCACGAAAUCUACGCAGCAGAUUGACUCCAACUACCAGAAGAUCAUUGAUCUUGCGUCUCAGAACAAGGUUGACGACAAGGGUGUCGUCGUGUUGACACACGAGAUCAACUCAGAUACGAUGAACGAGUUUAUGAAGAUGUUCCCUAAGGUGAAGAAGGCUUACAACAAUGUGGUUCCUCUGACGGCCUGCAUGAAUGCUACGACGCCUUACGUGGAGGACGACAUCAAUUACCCUGCCUUUAACGACUUUAUCAGUGGUAAGGUCCAGCCGAAGGGCCUGCCUGACAUGGACACGUACCAAAUCGCUGUGGCUUCUAAGGUCGACAUUACCAAGGAGAGUGACCAGACAUCCCCUGGUGGCUUCUCGGCCAACUCGCCGCAGGCGGCGUCCGCUUCGGAAGCCUCGGACGACGACACACAAAAUACUUCUGAUUCCGACUCGAAGGAUGAGCCUCCAUCUUCCCAAAACGCCUCUGAGCGCCUCCGCGCGACGCCGACGGUAGUGCUCGCGCUUGCGGCAUGCCUCAGCGUUGCACUGUGGUGGUAA
Messenger RNA from Malassezia sympodialis ATCC 42132, 1428 nucleotides. Its product is annotated as chitin deacetylase. Gene Ontology annotation, biological process: carbohydrate metabolic process. The record is from RefSeq and is a predicted model, not a curated record. Gene Ontology annotation, cellular component: membrane. Gene Ontology annotation, molecular function: chitin deacetylase activity. Lineage: Eukaryota; Fungi; Basidiomycota; Malasseziomycetes; Malasseziales; Malasseziaceae.